Molecule: messenger RNA, 1033 nt
Organism: Glycine soja
Lineage: Eukaryota; Viridiplantae; Streptophyta; Magnoliopsida; Fabales; Fabaceae
Exons: 8
Coding region: 106-711 (201 amino acids)
Source: RefSeq, a predicted model, not a curated record
UGUGUGGAAAGGAUUGAGCCUAUAAUUAUUACAAAUUGUCAGUCGUUUUGGGUAAGUUGUAGAGUGAUUCUGAGACUCGUGUUUGUUCGUUUGUGAGCGUACGCAAUGACAUCUGUGACGCAGAGUACCGGUAUGUUAACGAGGGAACAACUUUUCCAUCUUUUUGAUCGUUUCAUUUUUCUUACUUCCAAGCCUGAUGUGAAGAAAAGGGUUGCAGAGGCUGUACAGGAUAAGCAGGAAGCUGUUGCUGUGACCACUGCAAUACAGGAAGAGAUAUUUUUGGAGAUGGGUGUUGACCCAAGAUUUGGCAUCUCAUGCCUGGGAAAACUCAGUACGGUAUAUGAGAAUGACCUGGAUUUGGUGAUUCAAUUUUAUAAAUUCCUUUCAAAAGAAGAGGUGGCUUGUGAUGAGGCAGAGCUUGGAGAAGAAGAAUUUGCAGAAAAAAUGCUCAAUCAACAGAAGUUACAGGAACAGCAACUAGAGAUGCUGAAGUACAUGCGCAAGUUUCACUUGGAAGAUCAAUCUGCCAUCCUUGAGAAGUUACACCAGCAGAUCCGAAAUGGAACUUAUGAAAGUGGGACAUCUAUGUUGUCAGCUGAGCAGAUCGACGAGAUUGUUCCAAGAAAGGCAUCCCCUCAAUAUACGCCAAGCAGGUUUUCCUACCUCAGUGAUCAGCACAGAACGACCAAUAAGAAAAACUUAAAUACAUAAUACACGGUCCUGUUGUGUGGCAUUUGUAUAUGAGGAGCUGUAUGAAGGAGAAAGGAGCUAGAACUACUGAAUCCUGGUUACCAAGCUAAUCCACGAAAGGAAAACCAUAGUGGAAAAGUAUUUGGAUGCUUUCAUUUCUUAUUGUGGGAUCGAUUUUUUAAAACAUUGGAAAUACAGUUGUGAUUAAAAUAACUUAUUUAAAAUGUUUUAUGAAGUUUGAUUUUAUGAAUUGGAAAUAAAAACGUUUCCUUGUACUUGUCAAAUAACUCUUCAGCGCUCUUCUAAAUUCCUAAAGAAAUGCACUGUUGCCAACUGCUGGAUA